Molecule: messenger RNA, 3807 nt
Organism: Silurus meridionalis
Lineage: Eukaryota; Metazoa; Chordata; Actinopteri; Siluriformes; Siluridae
Gene: samsn1b
Product: SAM domain, SH3 domain and nuclear localisation signals 1b
Exons: 8
Coding region: 923-2041 (372 amino acids)
Molecular function (GO): protein binding
Source: RefSeq, a predicted model, not a curated record
CCAUAUAAAUCAUUUAUAUAACUUCUGUAUCUGCUUGGAAACCUUAUGAGGAAUGCUACAAGACCACCCAUCUCACAAAAGGGUCAGUCAAUCUUAACAAGAAGUCUCGUUUUCUUGAAAAUGUAGAACAUCUGACAUCACUGAAUCACAUUUUGGACAUUCUUUAUCAGUCAUUAUAACAGUAACACUGUCAAACAUUUGACGAAUGAGAGGGUCGAUUAGCAAAUGUGCCACUGAAUGGCUAGUGAUUUAAAUCUCCAUGUGCUUAAUGCGUUUGAUUAUUUUGCACAUAAUUCCUCUGUGCUGGCAAUCUUUCAGUGUCACCUCUGCUUUGAGGAUCCAUAAAGCAAACCAUCUCCAAAAAAACCAAAACAAAAACAUUUGCUUUUCACUAAAUUUAUAAAACUCAUUAAUGUGAUCUAUGUGAUCUGUAUAAUACACACUGUGUUAUCAUACACAUUAGCCCUGCUGUCUGUGCAAACGAGAUGUAAUAAGUAAUAAACUUGAUUACUGACAGCGAGGCUGCAGGAUGUAAUGCAGAUAAUGCAAUAAAUGUAUUUCAAUUAAAUGUAAACAUAGAGAAGAUAAGACUUUCAUGCUAUCUGUUAAAAUGAUGCAACACAACAGGGGUCAACAGGUAUUCGGUACACUUGCAGUAACCCUCACAUCUACAUAAUAUUCAUCUCACGCACUCUUACUCUCGCUCUCUACUGCGUUUUUUUUCUCCUGAAGCUCAAUGUCGAGUUUUUUUGACCAGAUCUAAGUUUCAUAAGAGCGACACAUCCUGUGAACAGAUGAGGAAGUAUGGGCUCAGCCUGUGUGUGUGUUUAAAGAAAGUGUUUAAGCCGUCGGUGUAUGUGGUGUGUUUGGUCAUGCAUAUGAAUAUUGAUUUCUAAAGAAAAAUUACGCAUCUUUGAGAGUCAUGCUUCAGAGGAGAGCUUCGAAUGCCUCAGAGAAACCGAGGAAUAAACCAAAGCGCUCUUACAGCUUUGGUAGGUUCGAUUCACCCAAAAAUCAGUCCAAGCAGGAGGAACAUGAAAGCACUUCGAAACAGGGUGCUGAUGGCGAAUCACCCGAGGUAGAUCAUAUCAAAGGGGGGUUAGGAAAGAAGAUGAAAGCAAUCUCAAUGACCAUGCGCAAAAAGAUGGGAAAGAAGUAUGUAAAGGAACUGUCAGAGGAAAUGGGGGAAGGUGUGGAUGGAGACCAGGAAGCUAAACAAGUAGCUAAUGCAAAUGAAGCUCAAGUCAAAGGGUGUACAAAGACGAGUAACUCAGUGGAAAGUCUCUUCAGUCUCCACAGCAGCCAAAGCUCCUCCAGUAAUGGCAUCACCAGUGGAUCAGAAGGCUUUUGUAACAUAGAGAGUCUGAAGCUGGAGGAGGAAGUCCCAGACAACAUCCAGUUCUGUGGCAAAGCGAAAGUUCAUACCGAUUUCAUCCCGAGCCCCUACGACACAGAAUCCCUUAAACUCAAGGCCGGAGACAUGAUCGACAUCAUCAGUAAGUCUCCCAAUGGCAUCUGGACAGGCAUGCUGAACAGCAAAGUGGGCAGCUUUAAGUUUAUCUAUGUGGAUGUCCUCCCUGAGGAGCGUGUUCCAGUGUACAGGAUGGAAAAUCAUCGGAGAAGCAGAAGACCUCGACCCAAAACGCUCCAGGAAUUCCUCGAGAGACUAAACUUGGAGGGGGAGUGCCUGCAGGAGUUUGUGUCAUCCCUGUUACUAAACGGUUAUCAGACGGUAGAAGAUCUGAAGGAUCUGAAAGAGCAGCACCUGAUUGAGCUGAACAUGACCGAUCCCGAACACAGACACAGACUGCUGGCAGCAACUGAGUGUUUACAUUAUGCAGAGUCUAACAGUCAGAGAGAAAGAGAAGGAGAAGAAGUGCCCAAGUCUCAGAGCGAGACGGUGAAAGCUGAGCCGAAUGACGGUGAAAGUAGUCCCAGAGACUCUGGCUGCUACAUCGCCUCGGACUGCUCCGACAACAGCAAAGAGGACGCAGAGAACCACCAUUCUGUGCCUCUGUCCUCAUCACAAGCUGAGGUCUAACCACAGUGUGCUCCUGCACCUGGAGAAUCUGACCUACUUCUAACAAACACCACAGUCCUCAUGCAAAUGGGUCAGUGAAUAAUCUGUGUUUAAUGUCAGAACACAUCUUUGGUUGUUUUUAAAGUGAAUCUGGAGACUUAUUUCCUUUUUAAGAUGUCAGUCAAUUGUGCCAUUAUACAUAGAAAUUUGAAAAAAAUCAUCUGAAAUCCAUAUAUACCUAUGUGUACGUGUAUGUGUGUGUACGUGUGUGUUAUAUUCAUAUAGAUCAUUCUUUUCAAUAGUCUGUGACCGUUUAUCAUAAAGAACAAAAGCACUGUAAAUAUAAUGUAAAAAUGUAAAUAAUAUAUUAUGUAGUGAAUGGAUGAAUAAACUUCCCAUAGUGAUGUUAUAUUUUUUUAGCCUUGAACACACCAUGAUUUCAUUCGUAUUUUUUUACAAAGUUAAAAAAAAAAAAAGUUACUGUGGAAUGGAUCAAUGAUGCUGCUUCUUUCAUUUUCAACAAAUUGCACACUGCAGUUUUAAUCUUAGUCUCACUGACUCCAUUCCACACUAAAGAGUGUGUGUGCUAUGUAAAUAAUUUUAAAUAAACCUGACAUACUGUAUGUUCCAUAUUUUUUUAUUUAUUUUAGGUUGGUUUCUUUAAAAAAAUCACUUGGAUAAAGGAAACACGACUGAGUUUAGGAUUUGGCAGUGUCUUUUUUUUUUUUGUAAAAGUAAUUUUUCUUGUUAAAUAAACAAAAUAGCAGGAGGAUUCCGUCAGUAAAAUAAUAAUAAUAAUGAUAUAAUCCUCUCUCUCAUAUAUUCACAAUGGAUCUUCCCCUCAGUAUAGCAUUUUGCAUUUGAAGACUAAAUAAAGAUCUAUUCCUGCUAUUCACGAGCACCAGAUUAAAGGUACGGUCACAGAUAUAAAAAUGAAUAAAUUAAAAAAAUAAAAUAAUGAUCAGAUGAAUCAAAGGAUCUGUACAUUUAUGUCAUUUACAAACUGUAACUAAGACUGAGUACUGAGGAACUUCUAGACAAUUGUGCUCUAGUUUGUGAACAGAUGACUGGCACUGUGAAAGAUCUGUUAUGUGCAAUCAGGUAUUUGUUCAGAAAAACAACGACCCCCCAAUUCGGAACAAAAUCCGAUUGCUGAAACUGUUUUCCUUUCAAUGAAUACAGCGAAAAACAUAACUGUUAAGUUUAUAUAUCGGCUCAAUGUGAAUUCAUGUUCAUUACUCAGUUUCAGUGAAGCCCCUACACGACAUCAGAUUCAUCUAAUGAGAGCAUUAAAUUGUAGAGGACACCGCAGUCUAACUUUAUUGACCUUUAUUUUCUCCAAUGACUUGUCUUUAUUGACUUCUAUAAAUAAAGAAUAUUAAAUUCUGUGCUUCAUAGAGGCAUUUCAUUCCAUACCUCAAUACUUCAACCACUGCAGUGUAGACGGCACAAAAUACUAUAGUAGAUGUAGAUAAAAUAUAUAUAUAUAUAAAAAAAAAACACCUACUCCAUUAUACAAAUAAUCCUUCAAUCCUUCCUCCAAAUGUCACAGAUCUGAGUCAUUGAUUGAUUUGCAGGAAAAUGAGAAACAAUAAGCCACUCACUGACUAGUCCACAAGAUGAAACUGUACACACUACUGCUGCAGCAACAUUUCAUCUUAUAUACACUUUAAUACAGCGCAUAAGGCAUUGGCGUGAAGGUCCUUUAUAUAAAUAUGCAAAUCUAUUCAAAUCCAAUCACGCAGAGCUGUGCAAGUCCACAAGUUCCACUCGCAUAAAGAUGAAGG